CGGCCUGUAAGGACCACCGGCGGGCUCUGGAGGUGUCCCAACACUCAGAGGAGAUGGGGCUGAUCCUGGGGGUGUGUGCUGGGGGCCUGGUGGUGCUCAUCCUGCUCCUGGGGGCCAUCAUCAUCAUCAUCAAGAAGGGGUGAGUCACUGGCCCACAUUUUUAUAACACCUCAGAGGCACAUGAUUACCACACAGCGUGUACAUCCCGUUCCCUUAUGGUGUACCAGAGGGACCACACCGCUCUCAUCUGCAGGGCUUAUCUGAGUGUGAAAUAUUUAAUUAAAGGCGAAUACAAUUCAAUUACUCACUUAAUUAUGCACGCCGGGCAGCGGCGUGACCCAUAAAUGAGAGGAUAAUUGGGAGGGAAAAGGUGUGCUUUAGGAGAUGAUUAGCCUAGCCACUAGCUCCCAAAGGUCUCACCUCCCCGCAGGUGGUGACAACGAGAGGGGCGCCCCACCCACCUUUAUGGUGGCAUAUGACCCAGAUGUUACACCCUACUCAUAUACUCCCUUUCACAGGAGUGACUUGACACUACCCUGAGGGGAGUGUCUGGGUUUUGCCCGCUUUUUAAUGUCCCACUCUAUAUUGAAAUGUAUUUUUUAUAUCAUGAAUGAUACAGUGCCCUCCAUAAUUUUUGGGACAGUGAAGCAUUUUUUCUUAUUUUGGCUGUAUACUUCACAAGUUUGGAUUUUAAAUCAGACAAUGACUAUGAGGUUAAAGUGCAGACUGUCAGCUUGAAUUUGAGGGUAUUUUCAUCCAUAUCGGGUGAACCGCUUAGAAAUUACAGCACUUUUUGGACAUAGUUUCCCCAUUUUAGGGGAGCAAAGGUAUUCGGACAAAUUCACUUACAGUGGGGAGAACAAGUAUUUGAUACACUGCCGAUUUUGCAGGUUUUCCUACUUACAAAGCAUGUAGAGGUCUGUAAUUUUUUAUCAUAGGUACACUUCAACUGUGAGAGACGGAAUCUAAAACAAAAAUCCAGAAAAUCACAAUGUAUGAUUUUUAAGUAAUUAAUUUGCAUUUUAUUGCAUGACAUAAGUAUUUGAUCACCUACCAACUAGUAAGAAAUCCGGCUCUCACAGACAUGUUAGUUUUUCUUUAAGAAGCCCUCCUGUUCUCCACUCAUUACCUGUAUUAACUGCACCUGUUUGAACUCGUUACCUGUAUAAAAGACACCUGUCCACACACUCAAUCAAACAGACUCCAACCUCUCCACAAUGGCCAAGACCAGAGAGCUGUGUAAGGACAUCAGGGAUAAAAUUGUAGACCUGCACAAGGCUGGGAUGGGCUACAGGACAAUAGGCAAGCAGUGAGAAGGCAACAACUGUUGGCGCAAUUAUUAGAAAAUGGAAGAAGUUCAAGAUGAUGGUCAAUCACCCUCGGUCUGGGGCUCCAUGCAAGAUCUCACCUCGUGGGGUAUCAAUGAUCAUGAGGAAGGUGAGGGAUCAGCCCAGAACUACACGGCAGGACCUGGUCAAUGACCUGAAGAGAGCUGGGACCACAGUCUCAAAGAAAACCAUUAAUAACACACUACGCCAUCAUGGAUUAAAAUCCUGCAGCACACGCAAGGUCCCCCUGCUCAAGCUGGCGCAUGUUCAGGCCCGUCUGAAGUUUGCCAAUGACCAUCUGCAUGAUCCAGAGGAAGAAUGGGAGAAGGUAAUGUGGUCUGAUGAGACAAAAAUAUAGCUUUUUGGUCUAAACUCCACUCGCUGUGUUUGGAGGAAGAAGAAGGAUGAGUACAACCCCAAGAACACCAUCCCAACAGUGAAGCAUGGAGGUGGAAACAUCAUUCUUUGGGGAUGCUUUUCUGCAAAGGGGACAGGACGACUGCACCGUAUUGAGGGGAGGAUGGAUGGGGCCAUAUAUCGCAAGAUCUUGGCCAACAACCUCCUUCCCUCAGUAAGAGCAUUGAAGAUGGGUCAUGGCUGGGUCUUCCAGCAUGACAACGACCCGAAACACACAGCCAGGGCAACUAAGGAGUGGCUCCGUAAGAAGCAUCUCAAGGUCCUGGAGUGGCCUAGCCAGUCUACAGACCUGAACCCAAUAGAACAUCUUUGGAGGGAGCUGAAAGUCCGUAUUGCCCAGUGACAGCCCCGAAACCUGAAGGAUCUGGAGAAGGUCUGUAUGGAGGAGUGGGCCAAAAUCCCUGCUGCAGUGUGUGCAAACCUGGUCAAGACCUACAGGAAACGUAUGAUCUCUGUAAUUGCAAACAAAGGUAUCUGUACCAAAUAUUAAGUUCUGCUUUUCUGAUGUAUCAAAUACUUAUGUCAUGCAAUAAAAUGCAAAUGAAUUACUUAAAAAUCAUACAAUGUGAUUUUCUGGAUUAUUGUUUUAGAUUCCUUCUCUCACAGUUGAAGUGUACCUAUGAUAACUCAGUUCAUAUUGUUUCCAGUCUGUUAAAGCAUCAGUAGCUCUCUAAUGUAGCAUUUGCAAGGCUAUGGAGAGGAUAUGAAAAGUAAUUGAUUAAAGGUUCCUGUUGGUUCCGGUUAGGUUCCCCCAAGUAGUUCAAUAAAAAAACAGUUUUCUCAUCAUAAAUGCCUUACCAGUGUAACUAACAUACUGUGGGCGGCAGGUUAGCGGUUAAGAGUGUUGGGCCAGUAACCGAAAGGUCGCUGGUUCGAAUCCCUGAGCCGGCAACGUGGAAAAAUCUGCCGUUCUGCGCUUGAGCAAGGUAGUUAACCCCCAACAACUGCUCCCCGGAUGCCGACGAUGUUGAUUAAGGCAGACCCCGCACCUCUCUGAUUCAGAGGGGUUGGGUUAAAUGCGGAAUACAUAUUUCGUUAAAUGCAUUCAGUUGUGCAACUGACUAGGUAAUCCCCUUUCCCUAUAUGUAGCCUAUUAAAAUACACUAUAUAUUGUGGCAGACCAGGGGGUUUGAUCUAAAUGUUUACACAGAUCAGACACGGACACAAGUGUGAUACCUCAGUUUCAAGGGUGUUUAUUUGAAAACAACAAAGAAAAAUAAAAGAAACAGGUCUCCUCCAGGAGACCUCUUCUGGGUUCCGCGAAAUGCUUUCUCCUCUGGGGUAGAACACCGAGCCCCUUGGUUCUAGCAGACCGUGAGGACGUCUAUCCGGUAGCAACCUCUUACUACCUCCAACCGCUCCCCUGUGCUGCCCUCCUGGCAGCUUUAUGGGCCCCAUACCGCUGGUGAGCAAUCAGCCCCUUGAUUACUCACCAGCCCCAAUUAGUCCUGGCCUGAGGACCCGUCAAGACAUGGCACAUCCAGCAGAAGGAGCCACCGCCGCGUGAUGUAGACUCCAUCUGUCACCAGUCCUCGACGAGUCUCUCCCUGGUGGCUUGUCCGCGGUAUGCCACAAUAUACAUAUAUAUAUAUAUAUAUAUAUAUAUAUAUAUAUAUAUAUUUCAGACACACCCGUUGCUGACAGGUGUGUAAAAUUUAGCACAUAGCCAUGCAAUCUCCAUAGGAACACAUUAGCUGUAGAAUGGCCUUACUGAAGAGCUCAGUGACUUUCAACGUGGCACCGUCAUAGGAUGCCACCUUUCCAACAAUCAGUUUGUCAAAUUUCUGCCCUGGUCAACUGUAAGUUCUGUUAUUGUGAAGUGGCAACGUCUAGGAGCAACAACGGCUCAACCGCGAAGUGGUAUGCCACACAAGCUCACAGAACGGGACCGCCGAGUGCUGAAGCGCGUAAAAAUUGUCUGUCCUCGGUUGCAACACUCACUGCCGAGUUCCUAACUGCCUCUGGAAGCAACGUCAGCACAAUAACUGUUUGUUGGGAGCUUCAUGAAAUGGGUUUCCAUGGCCGAGCAGCCGCACACAAACCUAAAAUCAACGUUGCUCAAUGAAAAGUGUGUGUGGAGUGGUGUAAAGCUCUCCACCAUUGGAUUCUGGAGCGUUUUCUGGAGUGAUGAAUCACACUUCACCAUCAGGAGAACGCUAACUGCCCGAAUGCACAAUGCCAACUGUAAAGUUUGGUGGAGGAGGAAUAAUGGUCUGGAGCUGUUUUUCAUGGUUCGGGCUAGGCCCCUUAGUUCCAGUGAAGGGGAAUCUUAACGCUACAUGACAUUCUAGAUGAUUCUGUGCUUCCAACUUUGUGGCAACAAUUUGGGGAAGGCCCUUUCUUGUUUCAGCAUGACAAUGCUCCCAUGCACAAAUCAAGGUCCAUACAGAAAUGGUUUGUCGAGACCGGUGUGGAAGAACUUGACUGGCCUGCACAGAGCCCUUCGAACACCUUUGGGAUUAAUUGGAACACCGACUGCCAGCCAGGCCUAAUCGCCCAACAUCAGUGCCCGACCUCACUAAUGCUCAUGGCUGACUGGAAGCAAGUCCCCGCAGCAAUGUUCCAACAUCUAGUGGAAAGCCUUCCCAGAUGAGUGGAGGCUGUUAUAGCAGCAAACUGGGGACCAACUCCAUAUUAAUGCUCAUGAUUUUAGAAUGAGAUGUUCAACAAGCAGGUGUCCACAUAGCUUUGGUCAUGUAGUGUAUCCAGGCCUAUGAAAAAUAUGGCUGAAGUUAUUUUAUUUUCUAUGAAAUCGAGUCUCAAGUCAAGUCAUAUGACUCAAGUCCACACCUAUGGCACACACAACCCUGGAGAAGAAAGCAGCAAGUGCUGCUAGCCCCAACACAUUAUUCCAGAUUACUCCACUAAGCCACCAUGAAGUUUGCUCUUAGCUGGAUGAUUGCUACAUUUGCUCUGGCAGGAAGCGACAUAGUUUACCUGUUAAAGGGGAACACAGUGACAUAUUCAAUUAGAGGCUGGUCUAGCUGCUUUGGCUGUGGUUUGGUCCUGUCACCGCGUGGUAAAUGCAGGAGUCACACGGUCCAACUACACGUUGCAGAGACCGUUGCCAUUUUCACGUUAAUGAAUCCAUCCCUCGGCCGGCCGGCAUUUCUUGCAUCUCACAUCUUAUUUUUCUUCUUCUUCUUUCUCUUGAUUGUAUUUUCUCUGCCCUCCCUCCCGCUCACUCGCCAGAAGGGACUACUACUCUUACUCGUACUAUCCGUAAGUGACGCCACCCUCCUUCCUUUCCAUUGUUUUGCCAAUCGAUCAUUCACAUGCUUGUGCUCUCUGUCUGCCAAAGAAGUGUUUGUGGCCAAAUAAAUCUCUCUCUGUCUCUGUCUCUGUCUCUGUCUCUGUCUCUGUCUCUCUCUGUCUCUCUCUCUCUGUCUCUCUGUGUGUGUGUGUGUUUGUAGGAAGCCAGUGAACAUAAAUAAGACGCCCAUAACGUACCGUCAGGAGAAGAGUCACAUGGGUUCAAUGGAGCGCAGUUUCACUGACCAGAGUACCCUGCAGGAGGAUGAGCGCAUGGCCAUCUCUUUCAUGGAUGCACACACCUGCAGCACGCGCAGUAAGACAUACACGUGCACACACACACACCUCUCAAAUAAAAAAAGAAGACACCAUCAAUCAAGCUAUGAUGCAUUCCUGGGACACCUGACGACAAAAAUAUUCACUCACAUAAUCACUUAGGACAAGCUUUUCCCAAAAUGUUCAUCAAACGCUCCCACAAUAUUGUGUGUGAGCUUUAUACCUCCCACAACAUCCAUUUAGUCUUAGAAAAGCUUCAUGUACCUCAGAAGCGGCUGUACUCCCUGCAGCAGAUCCACAGUCUAAAAUAAGAUAACGAGAAAAAUAAAAUUGAAAGCAGAAGUAAAGUGAAACACCUUCAGGAUAGAAAAUUAUUUGUGAUUCUAGUCAUCUUCCUUCUCAUCUCGAUAUCUUGAAAUAUUAAGGUGCAUAACAGAAAUGGAAAGAAUGGUUUUUCAUGUCCUGGGCCCGGUUGCAUAAAACACCUUAAGUUAAUUUCCCCCCUAUCUUUUCCCUUAAAGUUUCCUUAACUUUAAGUCAGUUGCACAAAACAUUGAAGGUGAAUUCCCCCCUUAAAUUAAGUGAAAAGGUUAAGGGUGCCCAUGAGGUCCCUUAACUGCUUCAUUCAGUAUGGAUGUAAACAGCAUUUGUGGAGGUGAAUGUUGCCUUCAUCUGCUCUGGUUACAAAAGGAAAACAUCAACCAGCUAGCUACUUAGCUAAACAAUGGAAGGUACACAAUCCAUGGCUAGCUGGCUAGUUAGCUAUAUCUACUCUGUAAGAUAGCUUGACGUACUAGAAAGCAAUAUAAACAAGUUGAGAAAAAAGUAACUACAAGAAAUGUGGUUUAUUAUAUUCUGAAACAAUUUGUUUAUCCUGUCUUGAUUGUAAUUCUAUUUGCUUUCUCACAAAAUGAAAGCGAUCUCUUUGAGGAGACGUUUAGUCAGUGAAUCAGGCCAUCUCCAUGGUAACCAGAUACUCUUUCUGCCAUACAUACCUUCAAACUAAGGAAAUAUUUGAGGGGCUCUAUGCAACGCCCUUAAACAAUUCCCUUAGGUAAGGGAAAAUGAUUCCUUAAGGGAAACACUUAAGAUGUUUUAUGCAACCGGGCCCUGGUGUACUUAAUAGUUAAUCAAAGAGAUAGAAUAGAUGGUGUCAUCUCAAUUAAAUAUUACUACCCAAACAAGCCUAUAUAACAAACCAAUGUCACUUUACUGUCAGCAACUUAAAUAAUACAUACAGUAGCUGGGUCCAUUCUGACACCAUACAGUUUUCUGUAUACCUAUAUCCUAUGGAAAAUGGACUGGCAUUGACGUCAACAGGAGUUUCAUAUGAAAAAUCAAGUUGCGAACAUAUUACUCAAUUUCGGAGACCACGUUUUCUGUGUCUAACUCCAUGCCUAAUGGUGCCACCUUCCUUUGUCCUCCUCUCACAGGUGAGCAGCGUAGCUCAGUGAACGAAUCCAGUAGUCUUCUGGGGAGUUCGCCGCGACGCCAGUGUGGGCGUAAGGGUUCACCCUACCACACGGGUCAGCUCCACCCUGCUGUGCGCGUGGCCGACCUUCUACAGCACAUCAACCAGAUGAAAACUGCAGAGGGCUACGGCUUCAAACAGGAGUACGAGGUAGGAAGUAUGGAGACAGAGGCAUGGUUGUGGUGUAAGGGUGUAUUGCUGGGUAAGGUGUGAGAAAAUACAAGUUUGUAGUCAUGUCAUCAUACACUGUUUAGGGGUUUAAAAUGUAGAAUAAAUCAUAAUUUACAAGUCAAAAUUGUAGACAGGGAGAUUAUGCAUUUAGUAGUCAGAUUGUGUGAAGUUAUCACUCACAUCCCAGUUCUCACAGACUGCAAAAAUGUAUGAUCAGGGUUAAAAGACACUUCUUGGACCAAGUUGACUGUGAGACUAUUAAUAAAUCAUCAUUGUCUGGAGCUCAUAUAGCCCCUCUGUCAGAGUGGCUGUAGCAGUGUAGCUGAUGAAGCCCCCCAAUCCCCAGGGGUUCUCCAGACCAGGAGGCCCUUUGUUCCCCAGCCCAGUGACCGCCAACUGCUUGGGCAUCGAGGGCUUGGUGGCUCCCAACCCCUGGCUGUCCUCCAGUACCACACUGAUAAAAUAAAAUCCUCUGGACUCUGGUUGGAGGAGAAUUCUCAAUAGAGGUUUUUGGGCUCCACCACUGCCAAGUGGCUGGGGUGUGAUGUAUAGGAUGCCACCGAGUGGUUCUUAAGUGGUGCACGGCACAACGAGGGAGACAUUUUGUGAAAUCAGACCUGCAAUUAAGGAGAGAAGCCUGGAGGGACUUACAGGCUCUGUUCCAAACUUCUUUAUGCAUCAGGGAGUGUGUGUUAAGGAGAGUCUCACUCGGUUCACUUAUCUCUCGACAUGCAGACUGUGGAACUGAGUCUGUACUUUACUGUAGGUAGAGAGAGACAAGCAACACUUAUUAUUCCAGUACCUCUGUAACGGCUGAUUUCCAUGGCUGUCUGGAUGCGUCAGGCCACAUUUUGGAGGGCACAGAGCCCUGAAACAUUUCCCCUCGGUGGGAUACUACUCCAGUUGAGAGCAGACUCUGGGGUGAGCUCUAUCCCUGUCUGUCGCCUGUGGUUUCCCUGUCACAUGUCAAGUAAAAGAGAGAAAAUAUCUCACUCCCCCAAUUUCUCCCUGGCUACAUGCUUGCCCCUCUGGAACUCUGCUUGUAGACUCAUUAAACUGUCCCCCACGGGCAAAACACUCUCCACUACAAAAAUCUAUAUUCAGCUCCCUGUAUUUGCUCUAUAUGUGUCUCUCUCCAUUACAAUGGAAAACAAUGAGGCCUAUCAGCUCGUGCUCUCCUGACAGGCCUAGGCUUUAUUUCCCAGUGGAAUGCCAAUGUAGGACAUUCAGAGAUAUUGAUCAGCUCUCUGCAGUGCAUUGUAAGGGACUGGCAUGUCUGAAUUCCCACUGCAGUCACCUGCAGGUAAACACUAAGAUAUACAUUAGAGAACUCAGGCAUUCACAAUGUUGUACAGGGCAUCACCUUGAGGCAAAGCUUGAAAGGCAUAAUAGAUCUAUUGAUUGUAUGUCUAGAUAGAAGGUUUGUGUGCGGAAUGAAGUAAACACAACAAGAGCUGUUUUCACAGAUCACAGCCAAGAAUUGAGCCAGUUUUUCAAUUAUGUCCUCAGGAUGUUGAGUUAUACUGUCAUUAUAUGAUUAGGAAAAAAGAAAGUAGUCAAAACCAGUGGGAUGGUUGACACAGUAAUAUUUGACUGGGGGAGAAAAAAGACAGCGAUAAUUUGAAAUAACUGCAGCAAAAUUAUUCAUAGCACAGUUAUUUUACGGCUCAGACUGUUUUUCACUGUGUCUCAUUUUUGUCUUUCAUCAGAGUUUUACUCUUCAUUUUUUGUGUGAUACUCAGAACCAAUUAACUCCUCUCUCCCUCCCUGCAUCCCCCCCCCCCCCCCCCCCCCCCCGAUCCAUGGGCCUUACUCUCCACGUCUAUAUUGGGGAAAAGUGAGGGGGUUGGUGUAAUCCCAGGCAGGGUUUGCCUGGUUACUCUCUCUCUCUGUGGGGAGAAGCGGGGUUGUAAUCCCCUGCUCAGCAUGCAGGACUCAGGCUUGGAUUCACCCAGAGUCCCCCCUGGUGGCUGAACAACCAGAGGGGUGUGUGUGUGGGGGGGGGAACUUGGCCCCACACACGAGGGGAGAGGAGUAGUUUGGCUGAUGAGCGCAUAAGAGAGCUGGAUCCCGCUGCUGGGGUUGCCGUGGAGUCAGGACUGUCAGGGGAUGGCGAUAGUGGGGCAUGGUGAUGAGAGGAGAGGAGCGUCUUGGAACAGAGUUGUGCAUGGGGCCGUGACUAGGCAGGACGUAUGAGAUUCACUAGAGUGCUCUCUCUGUGUGUGAACAUAAAGCUAAGGCUCUUCCACAUGUUCUGCAUGAUCAGUUAAUGUGAACAGGUGGCUACUUGUCAUCUAUGAUGCUUUUAAACUCCCUUUCAGUCCAAAUGGUCUUUGAAUAGCACUACACCGUCAUGACGUAUGCAUUGGCUCACUACUUGAAAGAUAGUGCUCCAAUUAUACCCAUGAAUUUUCAAUUUCCCCCUUACGUCGCUCAAACACAACAGACAAAGGCAGAUAUAAUGGUUUAGAAGAGACCUGUAAGAGCAUUGUAAGUAUGUUUGAACCGAUAGGGGAAGGAUGGUAUUGGUGAUAGGAUCAUUAACAUAUACGUCCCUAUACUUCUACAGAGCUUCUUUGAUGGCUGGGACUGCACCAAAAAGAAGGACAAAACUAAAGAGAGGCAUGACACGUUGAUGGGA
Messenger RNA from Coregonus sp. 'balchen', 9556 nucleotides. The record is from the annotation of a GenBank genome assembly. NCBI's taxonomy places the organism in Eukaryota, Metazoa, Chordata, Actinopteri, Salmoniformes, Salmonidae.